Molecule: messenger RNA, 2926 nt
Organism: Phlebotomus papatasi
Lineage: Eukaryota; Metazoa; Arthropoda; Insecta; Diptera; Psychodidae
Gene: Gpat4
Product: glycerol-3-phosphate acyltransferase 3-like
Exons: 7
Coding region: 141-1856 (571 amino acids)
Biological process (GO): triglyceride biosynthetic process
Cellular component (GO): endoplasmic reticulum
Molecular function (GO): glycerol-3-phosphate O-acyltransferase activity
Source: RefSeq, a predicted model, not a curated record
ACGAGAAUCGCAUCAUAUUAACCAUGACUGUGUUGCUAUUCGGCAAAAAAGUGAAGUAAAAUUGAAUGUUGAGCGGGAUAAAGUGAAAAGGCAAUAAAAACUAACCGUAAAAAGCAGGGAAUAAGGCAAAUAAAAUAAAGAUGACUUUCAUUCAAGUGAUGUGUGGAGUGGGCAGUAGUCUAAUGGUUACUCCAGUGCUCAUGUUUAUUCUUUGUAUAAUAUUUGUGGGAUCACUGGGUAAAUCCUUUGGAAUACGACGACUCUACGUUAACUUCCUGCUCAAAAUAUUUGAGUAUGGGCGAGUUAAUAUUGAGACAGCUAAGAAAUCUCGGUAUGCCGAAGUUGGGGCCACAGAAACAGACGAUGACAGUUCUGCUACACCUCAAAUACCCAUCGCUGAGAAAGUAAUGGCCAAUGGGAAUGGAUUCUUGGGAAAGACUCAAUCAAAUGGUAACCAUUUGAUUUCGAGAGAUCCUCUGAUUCUGGCUCCGGACGCUGAAUAUCAAUCGACAAAGAAGGAACUACAAAGAAAAAUUUCUAGUAGCGAUGGAGAGAUAAGUGAUGAAUUUAAUCCUGAGAACGAGGAGAAAAACUUUGAGUUCAAUCUGGAAAAUUGUCUGGAUUAUGUGAAGGCGGGAAUGGAAGCCAUAAUUGAGGAUGAUGUGACAUCUAGAUUUGAAGCUGAAGAACUCAAAAAUUGGAAUCUUCUAACACGGACUAAUCGUCACUAUGAAUUUAUAUCGUGGCGUUUAACAGUGAUUUGGAUGUGUGGAUUCUUCGUGAGAUAUGCAGUUCUGAUGCCACUCAGAGUCCUUAUAUGCUUUUUUGGGGUUGCGUGGGCUGUUAUAUCUUUUGCCAUUAUUGGAUGUAUUCCAAUGAGACGUUUGAGGCGUCAUCUUAAUGAUGAGGCCUUUAAGAUAACAUUCAGAUUGAUAUCCAAUUCAAUUUCUGCGGUCAUAACAUUCCACAAUCCCGAGUACCGGCCAAGAAAUUGCGGUUUCUGCGUGGCAAAUCAUACAUCACCAAUUGACAUAUCAAUCUUAUCGACUGAUUGCACAUAUUCUUUGGUAAUGUGGCUGGUUGUUUGCACAGCAUUAGUGGGAUCGUUGCCAGAUAAUGAGUUCAAGAGAUGGACUGUGCCACCAAUUUUGAGGCACUGUUUUUCAAUUUUGGCCAGUUCAGUAUCCACAGUCAUCACUUACCACAAUGAAGAGAAUCGACCAGUCAAUGGGAUUUGUGUAGCAAAUCACACAUCACCAAUCGAUGCCCUCGUUCUCAUGCACGACAAUUGCUACUCACUGAUAGGGCAAAGACAUGGAGGAUUUUUGGGUGUUUUGCAACGUGCCCUGGCCAGAGCAUCACCCCAUAUUUGGUUCGAGCGGGCUGAAGCAAAGGAUCGGUUGGCAGUAGCUCAGCGUCUACGACAUCAUGUUUCGAAUCCUAGAAACCCACCGAUUCUCAUCUUCCCGGAAGGAACUUGCAUCAACAAUACCUCUGUUAUGCAAUUCAAAAAAGGCAGCUUUGAAGUAGGAGGGGUCAUCUAUCCCGUCGCAAUCAAAUAUGAUGCUCGUUUUGGCGAUGCCUUUUGGAACAGUUCACGUUAUUCUAUGAUGCAGUAUCUGUACAUGAUGAUGACAUCAUGGGCGAUUGUUUGUGAUGUGUGGUAUUUACCACCAAUGUUCAGGCAAGAAGGCGAGUCAGCAAUUGACUUUGCGAACCGAGUGAAGAGUGUAAUUGCAAAACAGGGUGGCCUAGUGGAUCUUAUGUGGGAUGGCCAGCUAAAGAGGAUGAAGCCAAAAAAGGAAUGGAGAGAAAAGCAGCAAGAAGAAUUUACUAAGAGACUCAAAGGUGAAUAGAUGUCAUAAAUACCAACAUCAGCCUAACAAAAUCUUUUCCUGCAUACAAUUACGCGUUGUGAUACCCUCUAAAAUGUAUUGAAUUUCUAGAGAGGUACUCGCAACAAAUUAUAAUGUGAUAAUUAGCCUAUUUUUCUCUUUACCUUUUUUGAAUUGCAAACUUUUUAUCAAGUCUAAAAAGUAUCUAUUUUUUUCCGAAAACAUUUUCAUUAAAAAAUAGGGAAUUUCCCAAUCUGCGCUUUAUUUAAUUUUACAUGUAUUUUUUUUUCAAAAAACAGAGAGUCCGAAAACUCAAGCAUAAAAUUUCAUUUGAAAAAUAAAAAAAAGUCAUUAAUUAUACAGCACAUAAUCUUGUUCUUUAUACAUUUAUUUAAAUACAAAAAUCAUGUAAUUCAAUUCUUCGUUUCAAAAAGAGUUUCCCUAAUUACACAAGGGAAUAGUGUACAUGUACAGAGAAUAACAAAAUAAUAAAGCUAGUCAUGGCAGUCUCAGCUGCUCAUCAGAAACACAAAUUCACUUAAUAAUCAAGUUAAAAAAGAGGAGUACGAAAAAAUUGUGUUGAUUUUGCAUUCCAAUUACAUAGAUAAAUUUAAAUUUUUAUAGAAAAUUUCUUGAAAAAAAUAUCUUAAGAGUAGAUUUUUGAUACUCAUAUCCGAAAUAGAAAUUACUACAUUAUAAUUUUCUAAAUUAAAAGUAAAAAUGUUUAUAAGUCAAAAUAGAAUUGACUAAAAGUUUGUUUUUUUCUACUGGUUUAAUGUUUUUUUCUCUCUAACAUUUAUGCUGAUUUGAGGGUUGCGUAAAAAACAAGAUUAAAAAAAUGAACAAAAAGCACAGGUAAAGAAAGUAAGUUAAAUAAUAUGAAAAAUAAGACUGUAGGUAGGGUAAUUGGGUGAGAAUAACAGAAAUUGGCUCAUUCUAAAAAGAAUGUAUUUUUUGUGAAAUAUGAAAUAAAAUAAAUUGUAGAAAAGAAAACAAAAAUGCAGGAUAUUAUAUUUAGAUAAGAGGGGACAAUGUAUCCACAAAAAUCCUCAAUGUAAAAUCUAUGCUAAAUUAAAAAAAAGUUUAAUAUA